This is a messenger RNA of Cajanus cajan (pigeon pea), 700 nucleotides long. Its product is annotated as Cox19-like CHCH family protein. NCBI's taxonomy places the organism in Eukaryota, Viridiplantae, Streptophyta, Magnoliopsida, Fabales, Fabaceae. Gene Ontology annotation, biological process: mitochondrial electron transport, NADH to ubiquinone. The record is from RefSeq and is a predicted model, not a curated record. Gene Ontology annotation, cellular component: respiratory chain complex I.
UUACGAUAUUGCCCUUGAAUGUCUUGUCCACUCCAUGAUGCACUUUGGGCACUCCUCACCUCACUGCGGAAGACUACCCUAAUUGCCCUCUUCUCUCUCCACAAAUCACUGCAAUUCAAGAAGGAGACUGAUCAAGCAGAUGGCGAGCGCUGUAGAUGCGGCGGGAAACCCGAUCCCCACAUCGGCGGUGUUGAUGGCAUCGUCGAAGCACAUUGGGAUUAGGUGCCACUCCGAGAACUUGGAGUUUCUCAAGUGCAAGAAGAAGGAUCAAAACCCCGAAAAGUGCCUCGAUAAGGGUCGCGAUGUUACUCGCUGUGUCCUUGGCCUUCUGAAGGAUCUACACCAAAAGUGCACAAAGGAGAUGGAUGAGUAUGUUGGCUGCAUGUAUUACCAUACAAAUGAAUUUGACUUAUGUCGCAAAGAGCAGCAAGCUUUCGAGCAAAAGUGCUCUUUGGAAUGAAAUUAUGCAGUGAUGUUGUCUAAAAUAAUAGCACAGGCAAUUUGGAGUGAGCAAAUGCGCCUGUUUUCCCAAAAUUCAUUGACCUUUGCUGUUUGUAUGACACUGUUGAAAUCUUUACCAUUGACUUAUGUUGUCUAAAUUUUUCUAGAAAAACGCUUCCAAGCAGGACCAAACAAAUCCUCAAGCAUAAUAACUGACAAGAAUUUUUUAAGUUAGAACAUGCUUGUAAUUUGAUUUCUA